Molecule: messenger RNA, 2847 nt
Organism: Galeopterus variegatus (Sunda flying lemur)
Lineage: Eukaryota; Metazoa; Chordata; Mammalia; Dermoptera; Cynocephalidae
Gene: SLC27A4
Product: solute carrier family 27 (fatty acid transporter), member 4
Exons: 13
Coding region: 169-2103 (644 amino acids)
Biological process (GO): long-chain fatty acid import into cell; response to nutrient; very long-chain fatty acid catabolic process
Cellular component (GO): microvillus; plasma membrane; endoplasmic reticulum membrane
Molecular function (GO): long-chain fatty acid transmembrane transporter activity; long-chain fatty acid-CoA ligase activity
Source: RefSeq, a predicted model, not a curated record
GGGGCUGGCCGGGCGACCGGGCCGUGCAGGGCUCGGAGCCGGCCAAGCGCUGCUGAGACCCGGCUCUGCGCGUCCAGGGACGGCUGAUGCCCGCCGCGCUCCCCACUCCGCUGUCGCAACCGGGCCGCAUCUGGACGGGGCGUCGCGCGGCGGGACCGACGCCGGGCCAUGAUGCUACUUGGGGCCUCUGUGGUGGGGGUGCUGCUCUUCUCCAAGCUGGUGCUGAAACUGCCCUGGACCCAGGUGGGGUUCUCCUUGCUGCUCCUCUAUUUGGGCUCUGGCGGCUGGCGCUUCAUCCGGGUCUUCAUCAAGACCGUCAGGCGUGAUGUCUUCGGCGGCCUGGUGCUCCUGAAGGUGAAGUCAAAGGUACGACGGUACCUGCGGGAAAAGCGGACAGUGCCCAUUUUGUUUGCCUCUACGGUACAGCGCCACCCCGACAAGACAGCCCUGAUCUUCGAGGGUACAGACACCCAUUGGACCUUCCGCCAGCUGGAUGACUACUCGAACAGCGUGGCCAACUUCCUGCAGGCCCGGGGCCUGGCCUCAGGCGAUGUGGCUGCCAUCUUCAUGGAGAACCGCAACGAGUUCGUGGGCCUGUGGCUGGGCAUGGCCAAGCUGGGUGUGGAGGCGGCACUCAUCAACACCAACCUCCGGCGGGAUGCCCUGUGCCAUUGCCUCACCACCUCUCGGGCACAGGCCCUUAUCUUUGGCAGCGAGAUGGCCCCAGCUGUCUGUGAGAUCCAUGCCAGCCUGGACACCUCACUCAGCCUCUUCUGCUCUGGCUCCUGGGAGCCCAGCGCCAUGCCCUCUGGCACAGAGCACCUGGACCCUCUGCUGAAAGAUGCCCCCAAGUACUUGCCCAGUCGCCCUGACAAGGGCUUCACAGAUAAGCUCUUCUACAUCUACACGUCAGGCACUACAGGGCUGCCCAAAGCUGCCAUCGUGGUGCAUAGCAGGUAUUACCGCAUGGCUGCCCUGGUGUACUAUGGGUUCCGCAUGAGGCCCAACGACAUUGUGUAUGACUGCCUACCCCUCUACCACUCAGCAGGAAACAUCGUGGGAAUCGGACAGUGCCUGCUCCAUGGCAUGACGGUGGUGAUACGGAAGAAGUUCUCAGCCUCCCGGUUCUGGGAUGACUGUAUCAAGUACAACUGCACAAUUGUGCAGUACAUUGGCGAGCUGUGCCGCUACCUCCUGAACCAGCCAUCCCGGGAGGCAGAAAAGCAGCACCAGGUGCGCAUGGCACUGGGCAAUGGCCUCCGGCAAUCCAUCUGGACCAACUUUUCCAGCCGCUUCAACAUACCCCAGGUGGCUGAGUUCUACGGGGCCACUGAGUGCAACUGCAGCCUGGGCAACUUCGACAGCCAGGUGGGGGCCUGUGGCUUCAACAGCCGUAUCCUGUCCUUCGUGUAUCCCAUCCGGCUGGUACGUGUCAAUGAGGACACCAUGGAGCUGAUCCGGGGGCCUGAUGGUGUCUGCAUUCCCUGCCAGCCAGGUGAGCCAGGCCAGCUGGUGGGCCGCAUCAUCCAGCAAGACCCCCUGCGCCGGUUUGACGGCUACCUCAACCAUGGCGCCAACAACAAGAAGAUUGCCAAGGACGUCUUCAAGAAGGGGGACCAGGCCUACCUCACCGGUGAUGUGCUGGUGAUGGACGAGCUGGGCUACCUGUACUUCCGAGACCGCACGGGGGACACGUUCCGCUGGAAGGGCGAGAAUGUGUCUACCACUGAGGUGGAGGGUACCCUCAGCCGUCUGCUGGACAUGGCUGAUGUGGCGGUAUAUGGCGUCGAGGUGCCAGGAACCGAGGGCCGGGCCGGAAUGGCUGCUGUGGCCAGCCCCACUCGCAGCUGGGACCUGGGGCACUUUGCACAGGUCUUGGAGAAGGAGCUGCCCCUGUAUGCCCGCCCCAUCUUCCUGCGCUUCCUGCCCAAGCUGCACAAAACAGGGACCUACAAGUUCCAGAAGACAGAGCUGAGGAAGGAGGGCUUUGACCCAGCUGUCGUGAAAGACCCACUGUUCUACCUGGACGCCCGGAAGGGCUGCUACAUCCCACUGGACCAAGAGGCCUACACCCGCAUCCAGGCAGGCGAGGAGAAACUGUGAUUUGCCCUCCAUGUCCCUCUGAGAGCCAGCGGAUGCUGGAUCCAAAGCCCCAGUUUCCACCCCAGAGGGGUCCUGGGUGAUGCAAGACCAAAGCAAGCAGGUCCUGGCACCUACAUCCCAAGGUGCUGACCCCUCCCUCCGAAACUGCCAAGUGACUCACUGCCACCUCCCCCACCCCCUGAGAGGCUUUCUGUGAAAGCCUCAUGUCCAAGUCAUGUCUUCUGGGCCAGGCAGGGCUUCUGGGCUCCAACCUGAGACCGACGGGGCACCCUCAGAAUGAUGUCUUGGAUCAGGGCAAGGGGAGGUGGAGAGAUUACCAAGCUCUCCACAGAAUGCAGGGAGCUUGUAAAUGGGACCAGGGCAGAAGUCCCCAGACUCAGGAAGUCAACAGGGCGUGCAAGGGUCAUAGUGGCCAUGGAUCAUGUGGCUGAAGAUGAUCUUGGUCCCAGAACUACCCAAGUGUCACUCAGCCCUGCCCACACCUCCAGGAAAGGAGGAGGAAGACCCAACAGGGCCCCUGAUGCUCCACCUGCAGCAGGAGAUCAGGACAGAGCCCCCCAUGUCUCUCCCCUCUCUCCCAUCCUCCUCUUCCUGGGUGGCUAUCUGGCUGUCCCUCAGGCAGGGCCAUUCUCUUUUUGUGGGUUUGUCUGUGUCACCUCCAUCUCAGUCCUGGCUUGGCUAUGAGAGGAGGAGGGAUAAGGGAGGGGACACUCAGGGGCCAAUAAACUGCCUUUACUCCUCCUA